This is a messenger RNA of Solenopsis invicta (red fire ant), 1523 nucleotides long. RefSeq lists its product as uncharacterized. Gene Ontology annotation, molecular function: olfactory receptor activity; odorant binding. The coding region runs from base 237 to 1421 and encodes 394 amino acids. The record is from RefSeq and is a predicted model, not a curated record. Lineage: Eukaryota; Metazoa; Arthropoda; Insecta; Hymenoptera; Formicidae. The transcript is spliced from 10 exons. Gene Ontology annotation, biological process: sensory perception of smell; detection of chemical stimulus involved in sensory perception of smell. Gene Ontology annotation, cellular component: plasma membrane.
GAACGCUUAAUAAUCUAAUCUUGCUCUUCCCGAGCAAUUGUACAAAAUUACACACAAUAUAUUUGAAAUUUCAUAUUGCUAUUUCACACUCGUUAUUAGCUAUACGUUUAUAAUAAAUUAUAAAAUUGAUGUUAAAAUUAAAGAGAAAAAGAGAAACUUUACCAAACAAAAGAGGAAUAUGUAAAAUUUUCUUAGCAUUUUACAGUCAGACGUAUUUUGAUAUUUAACUUAUAGACAUGAAUACUUCAGAAAUUCAACAUUUUAGUCUAAACCGAAUUCUUUUGCUUAGUGUUGGUUUAUGGCCCUACAAUCAAUCAAAUCUCGUUUCGUUGCAACAGAUCUUACUUUUUGGAAUUCAGAUAAGUUUUGUUAUAUAUCAGGUUAUCAUAUUUUUCAUCACAGAAUUCACAACCAGUUUGGCAAUCACAAUAUGCUCCAUCAUAUUAAUUUAUACUAUAUGUAUAAUUAAGUACAAUUCUUUUUUGAUUAAUGGUCAAGCCGUAAAAUAUUUACUGGAGCAGUUUAUUCAUGUUUGUAAUGAGCUAAAAGACGAAAAUGAAAUCGAUGUUAUGAAAAGAUAUGCGAGCAGUUCAAAACGUUAUACGACUAGACUUAUACUGGUGUACGUCUCUCUACCUAUUGGUAUGCUGAUGACAAUGUGGCCAUAUAUUCUCAAUAUUGUUGCACCCAGAAAUGAGUCUCGAUCGAAUUUCUGGAUAUCGUUUUUGACUGAACACUUUGCCAAUAAGAACAAAUAUCGUUAUUUAAUGUUAUUAUACGCGAAUGCAACGUUUUGCAUAGGAUCAAUUACAUUGCUAGCAACAGGAACGAUGCUUAUCGGUUAUAUUAAAUAUGCUUGCGGGAUGUUUAGAAUCGCCAGCUACCGGAUUAAACGAGCAUUAACAAUUAAUAAGACACACAAAAGUUUCAAAAACGAAAUUAUGAUUCAUAAAGAGAUUAUUUGCGCUAUGGACGUACAUCGCCAAGCUAUGAAGUUGUGCAAAUAUUUCACGUACAAUUUUAAUGGGACGUUCUUCAUGUUAGUAAUAGUCGGUGUGGUUAUAUUAAGCCUCAAUCUUUAUCGAACUUUUCAAUGUGUAUCGGAUAACAGUGACAAACAAGAACUGAUACUUCAUGUCGAAAUUGUAAUUAUCAGCCUUGUAUACAUGUUCAUAGCGAACUACAUUGCACAAGAAAUUACGGAUCAUAAUAAUGACGUAUUUAUCACUGUAUAUAAUGGUCACUGGUAUGUAGCACCGUUGCAUAUACAGAAGAUUGUAUUAUUUUUGUUACAAGUGGGCAACAAAACUUUCGGCCUGAGUUGUGGCGGAUUGUUUACAGGAUCUCUAUAUACCUUCGCAACACUAGUGAACACAUCAAUGUCUUACUUCACCGUUCUAUAUUCAACACAGAAGCUUUGACAUGUGAAUUACACACAGAUCUCGGCCUCGUUACGCGAACGUGUUAUACAAUGAAAGAGAUCUAUUUAACUGUUUGAUUAAAUAUAAAAAAUGUAAAACGUU